Molecule: messenger RNA, 1474 nt
Organism: Cylicocyclus nassatus
Lineage: Eukaryota; Metazoa; Nematoda; Chromadorea; Rhabditida; Strongylidae
Source: the annotation of a GenBank genome assembly
GAAUCGUCAUCUUGUAAUUAUAGAGCAUGCUUCUUCGUCCUUCAGCACUUGUAUCAAAAACUUUGCGGCAUACAUCCAAUGACAUGCGUUAUGUAGAACGCAUGCGACUUCUUGAGUACUGGGGAAUCAAGGAUGCUGCACUGACGAGCGAGUUCCGACGGUCUCAAUUUUUGGUGAUGGUUGAUCGAAAGCCUUUAGUGCGGAAGAAAGGCGCAUCAAUCCAACUUGCAUGUCAUAGUUAUCCAGAACUACAAAGAAGCUUAGGAGAGUACGGUUUUUCUUUUGACACAACAAAUAGCUGCUUGUUGGAUGCUAUCGAAGGACCGAAUAAUCUGAUGAUCCCUUUGCUUGGCACAUCGCUGAAAGCUGUUGAACCGCCAGAAGAUUCGCCCGUGCGAAAAGACGACGUUCUUCGCGAACUUGCGAAAAGUCUAAAUGCUCAGUUUAUGGACAUGAGGAUGGCAAUGUUGGGACUUACAGAUGAAAAGGAUAGGAACAUUCUAGCAAAGUUUCAAUCGCUUAGUCGGUGGUACAAAACCUAUCUUCGAUGUCCAAAAUGCGGAUCUCCAUUACAUAUGCGGGUUAGCAAGGCAGGUGCUAACUGUCUCAUGUGUCCGCGAGUCUAUUAUCCUACGUGUUCUCCAGUAGCAAUAACGCUUGUAGCAGAUCCUACUGACUCGUAUGCACUUCUAGUUCGCCACAAAGCCUCAGCUCCCGGAGUUUAUACAGCUGUGGCAGGAUUUGCACAGCCCGGCGAAUCCCUGGACGAAUGUGUCAGGAGGGAGAUAGCUGAAGAGAUUGGUGUACCCGUUUCAAAAGUAGUCUCGCUUCAACGCAGUCAGCCAUGGCCAAUGCCUAAUUCAUCGUUAAUGUGUGCUCAUUAUGCCGUAACUGAGAUGUCUUAUAAGAUUGAUGCCGCCCCAAGUGAACUGGAAUCAGCACGUUGGUUUUCCAGAGAUGAGGUUGCCGUCGCACUAAAAAGGACACUGGAUGAUCCUUUCUUGAAGGGCAUCCCUAGGGAUAUAAACGAACGGCAAGAGUUACAUUAUAUCCCUCCACAAGGUGCCAUUGCCCAUCAGAUGAUUCGAGCAUGGGUAGAGCAACGCCAGUUGUGAUCAGUUGCUCAACUAUUUCUCCUACAUCUACCUCUGGGAACUGUUAUGCCCAUGGACGUAUCAAAUGCUUAGCAUCACAAGUCUUAGGACAUUUUCGUAAAACUGAGAAACUGAUUUUCUAGCGACGUCCAAUCAGUGAUUGCGCUUCAAAUAAGUAAGACACACCGAUGAUCAGACCCCACUCGACAGUAAUUUGCGCUCUUUUAUGACUUGUUUUUUUUUUUUUGAUCUCGCUAAAUGAAUAGAAUUUGCGAGGUAUGGUAAUGUUCUACUUUUGAAUUGUGCUUAUUUUUGUGCCUCUGACAGCUGUACUAAUAGCACCACAUGCUUUUAUAUACUAAGUUUGUUAUGAAUAUCUG